Molecule: messenger RNA, 1460 nt
Organism: Myxocyprinus asiaticus (Chinese sucker)
Lineage: Eukaryota; Metazoa; Chordata; Actinopteri; Cypriniformes; Catostomidae
Gene: tspan34b
Product: tetraspanin 34b
Exons: 8
Coding region: 145-879 (244 amino acids)
Cellular component (GO): membrane
Source: RefSeq, a predicted model, not a curated record
CAAAACCAGCUUGCUUUUACAGAGACCAACAGAGAGAAAAACAAGAAGCAGACAUAAACACUCUUCACUGAUCUGACCAUCAGUGUUUACUCAGGGAUUAACAGAUUCUACUCUCAACUAAGGUGUCACAAACAUCCAAUUAAAAUGGGUUGUUUUGGAUUUUUGAAAGCAAUGAUGUUUCUCUUCAAUGGCAUCAUCUUUCUUGCUGGAGCUGCUAUUUUGGGUGUGGGGAUAUGGGUGAAGGUGGACAGCGGAUCUGUCCUGAAUUUUCUGCAGAAAAUAGACGGAGCUCCGGGGGAACUGGGGCAGCUCUUGAAUGUGGGAUAUCUCCUGAUCGCAGUGGGCGCUGUACUCCUCAUACUGGGCUUUCUGGGCUGCUGUGGAGCGGUCAGAGAGAGCAGGUGUAUGCUGCUGCUAUUCUUCAUCAUUAUUCUUAUUGUCUUCAUCGCUGAAGUCGCUGGAGCGAUUGUGCUUCUGGUCUUUAAACCUCUGGCAGCAAGCCUGAUACAGCGGUUGGGAGAUGCAGCUGUGAAUAACAUCAAGAAAGAUUAUGGGAAUAAUACAGAUAUCACGGGACUCUGGAACACAACCAUGACAACGCUAAAGUGUUGUGGAUUCUACAACUACAGCGAUUUCACAAAUUCACCUUUUGUGGUCAAAAACCUGGUUUACCCAGUCCAGUGCUGCAGUGGAUCGCCCUGCAGUUUGACCAACGCUUUUAAUUCAACUGUGCCCGGUUGUUUCGGGGCACUGAAAAAGCUGAUAGACGAUAAUGCAGUCAUCAUCAUAGCUGUGGCACUGGGCAUCGCCGCUCUUGAGCUUGCAGCAAUGGUCGUCUCCAUGACCCUGUAUUGUAAGAUAGGGUCCAAACGCGAUUAAGGUCUCACUUUGCCUUGAAAAUCUCCCUAAUGACUCUUCUGGGAUGAGGCGAGAUUGCUAAUCAUCUUUACGUUCAGAACAUAUCACUGUGAUUUAAUGCAAAUUCUGUCCAUUUUAAAAUACAUCAAACUAUUUGAAUAAGUUGCACUUGAUAAGAGCACCUACAAAAAGCCUUAAGUAAAUUCAGACAGGUCUUAAAUUGAAAUGCAAAUGUAAAUUCAUUUUGAAAUACCCUAUUUGUACUAAAGUAAUGUUGCAUGUUAAAAUGUGCUUUUGUUUACUUUUAUUUUUCCCGAACGGACUGUUGGUAACUGACUGAAUCUAGUUUUUUACAGCCUAUGCAAGAAAUGUUUCAUUUAAAAAUAAAAUUAUGUAAAUAUUUAAUCGAAUAGCACCCGAGAUGAUAUUUUGUAAUAUGAACACAGUGGGUUUUUCAUAAUAUGCGCAAUGACCAUAUAAUUAUUUCUUUUUUUAACAAAUGUUACUGAUUUAUUGUAAUUUAUUGUCAUUUUUUUACAAACCAGAGCUGUUUUAAAUAUUGUGCCUGUUCACUAUGUAAUAAAACACAACAUUUAUCCUUA